AUGUAUACAACAAUGACAACGUCAUCUCCUACAGCAGCUGAACAACACUCAUUGGGAUGUGAAAGUGAAUCCAGCAACCACCCUCAACGAGUUGAUUCAAACCCACCUGGACUUCUCUCGUUUUUACCAAACAAUGAAAAAACAAUUCCUUCUGCCUUACCUGUUGUUGGUAUUCCCCAUAAUGAGGCGGUUCGUCAACCUACUCUUUUAGAGCGUCGUGAAAAGAAACUAUGUAGUGCUAGUUUUCCUAGUCUGGAUGCGGAAACAUUACAGGAUGAUUGUCGUGCUAAUAUAUCAGAGGGUAGUAGUGCUAGUUCUGUUUUUCGUGGUUGGGCGAAAACUCAAAUAGGUAGUAGUUUGAGUACAUCAUCUGUAGAGGGUAUGGUAAAACUGGUAAGUUACAACAUUUUAGCGCAGCGUUUCGUAUCAACAGAUUUAUACCCGCAUUGUCCAACUUUUGCUCUCGCCGAGGAUUACCGAUGUUCUCUUUUACAAGAAGAACUAAGUAACGCUGCUCCUGAUAUUAUAGCUUUACAGGAAGUUAGUCUAGAUGUUUUUCAAAAACCUGGUUUACUGGGUGAUUGGUUACGAUCACAAUACCAUGCUGUCGGAAAUCAUGUGGUAAUAACUGACUCUAAUGGACGCCCCAGAUCUUAUGGUGAAGAUGUUCAGGGUCCCCGGUCCGAUAAUACUCCUCUCUCUCAUGAGAUGGGUCUUGUUUCACCAGAGGUAGAACGCCACGGUGUUUCUCCGAUUAAUGCCGCUUCUAACGAUAAUGGUUUUCCAUAUCAUAGACGCUCUGAGAUGGAAGGUGUAUGCAUAUUUUACCUAGAGAAUCGCUUUGAGUUAUGUGAGGUAGUCCCUAUCCGAUUUAAUGAAAUAGCUUCUGCCGAUCUUGACCUUACGGAGUGCGAGCGUCGUCGAUUACAAGUGAACUCCCACAACGUGGCGCUCAUCUCCGUCCUGCGGGAUCGUCAGGCGCCGCACAUUGUGUAUGUGGUCUGCACUGUGCAUCUCAUCUGGCAGCAAACGGCCUGUCAGCUCUGGCAGCUGCACCACGUACUGCGGGCGGUGGAGGAACUCAAACAAAAGUACGAGGCGCUGCCGGACGGCGCCGUGGCGGUCGUUCUCGCGGGCGACUUCAACGCGGAGCCCACCGCCCCGACGCUGCAGUUCGCCCUCGCCGGGCAGCCGCCGCCGGACAGCGACGUCGUGCGGGGUUGGCGACUGCCAGAGAAUGGCAACAACAACAGCAACAGCAACCAUAACCAUGGCAAUGAUAAUAACAAUAAGAAGAGUUACAAUAGUAAUAAUGAUAAGAAUAAAAAUAACAACACAGAAGGGGAGGUAGCACGAAAACGGUACCGUAUCACAGAAAGCGUGGGGCACUCCCUUACGCUACACGACGUAUAUGCCGCUUACCGCGCGCAGCACUCACAGUGCGUGUCCGCGGUUAAUCCGUCUACAAAUGGGGAGGGUAAAGUACUGGACCAUAUUCUCCUCGACGAGCAGCACGUCGUCUGCACAGCUGUCCUCGAACUCUCUGGACUUAUGGAUCUGCCAACAAAGCACUGUCCCAGUGAUCACUACCCUGUGGGGGCCAUAUUCGCUCCGCGUAGUUUAGUUGCAUGA
This is a messenger RNA of Trypanosoma theileri, 1632 nucleotides long. Its product is annotated as endonuclease/exonuclease/phosphatase. Lineage: Eukaryota; Euglenozoa; Kinetoplastea; Trypanosomatida; Trypanosomatidae. Gene Ontology annotation, molecular function: 3'-5'-RNA exonuclease activity. Gene Ontology annotation, cellular component: mitochondrion. Gene Ontology annotation, biological process: nuclear-transcribed mRNA catabolic process, deadenylation-dependent decay. The coding region runs from base 1 to 1632 and encodes 543 amino acids. The transcript has a single exon. The record is from RefSeq and is a predicted model, not a curated record.